AUGUUCUGUCAGAUCUCAGAGGGAAUCGUGAAAGGAGAAAGCAACCGCUUCUUCGAUCUGCCGUGCAGCAUCAUGACUACUAACGUGAUUCAUGGCAGUAUCGCUACCAACACGGUUCCCGCUGAUUGCAUUGACAACUAUAAGCUCCGCAAUCUAGCUUAGAUGCCGCAUGGGUAUAUCCAGAGUCGCGUUUCUGAUGAGGUCUCGAACGAUCUGCUUCCGGAAAUGAAGAAGGGGGCACAGCAAUGCUGACAGCAUAAUUGA
Messenger RNA from Leishmania braziliensis MHOM/BR/75/M2904, 264 nucleotides. The record is from the annotation of a RefSeq genome assembly. Lineage: Eukaryota; Euglenozoa; Kinetoplastea; Trypanosomatida; Trypanosomatidae.